AUGGAUAUCUUUAGGUUUUCAAAGCGUUUCAUAUUCACUAGCUUUGUUCUUACUUCCUUUCAUGUUUUGCCUAGUCUUUCUUUUACUUCAUUCGUGUUUGGAGACUCCCUCGUGGAUGCUGGGAACAAUGACUACCUUUUCACCCUCUCAAAGGCAAAUUCGCCACCUUAUGGCAUCGACUUCAAGCCUUCCGGUGGGCGGCCCACCGGAAGAUUCACCAAUGGUCGAACCAUACCCGACAUUAUCGGUCAAACCCUUGGAGCUGUGUCGUUUCCCCCACCUUACCUAGCACCAAAUACUCAAGCUCAUGCAAUUCAUAGAGGAAUGAAUUAUGCUUCUGGAGCUUCAGGCAUAUUAGACAAAACAGGAUCUCUGUUUAUAGGAAGAAUUCCGUUAAGUAAUCAGGUGAACUAUUUUGAGCAAAGUAGAAAUUACAUGGUAAAUGUAAUGGGAGAGAAACGUACAAAGGCAUUCCUAAAGAAGGCAAUAUUCUCUUUAACGACUGGGUCCAAUGAUAUGUUGAAUUAUGUUCAACCAUCCAUUCCCUUUCUUGGGGGUGACAAGGUUUCUCCCUCUACGCUCCAUGAUUAUAUGGUUUUUAACUUGACCACGCAGCUUAAGCGUUUACAUGAAUUGGGGGCUAGAAAGUUCGUUGUGGUUGGGAUUGCACCACUGGGAUGCAUACCAUUUGUUCGUGCGCUGAAUUUACUACCAAGAGGAAAAUGCUCAGUUGAGGUCAAUACAUUGAUCCAAGGCUACAAUCAGAGACUGAACUCAACACUAGAUCAAUUGAAUCGACAGUUGGGACCAGAAUCUGUAUUUGUGUAUGCAAACUCCUAUGAUGUUUUCUCGAGGAUCAUACUAAGUUAUCGCCAUUACGGUUUUGAGAAUGCCGAGGAACCGUGCUGUGGAGGAAACUUCCCACCAUUUAUUUGCUUCAAGGGCAAUAAUAAUGCAAGCACAGCCACCUCUGUUCUGUGUGAUGAUCGAUCGAAGUAUGUGUUUUGGGAUGCAUAUCACCCAACAGAAGCUGUCAAUAUCAUCAUUUCCAAAAUGUUACUCGAUGGUGAUGAAAGCAUUAGCUUUCCUAUGAACUUCCGUGAACUUUACAACUACAACAACUCCUAGUAGCUUUCAAAAGAAGGACAGACUGCAGAUUAAUCUUCCAAAAAUGUAAUUCUCAGAAGAAUUGAAAUGUUCAUGUAUAGGUAUGUUGAAGUGCUUAAAGAUUGACAUGCCUUUCAACAUUUGCAAUUGCGGAAUGAUGUUGGAACUUGGAACGCCAUGAUAGUUGAUGCAACCAAAGCAUCCUCGACCCACGA
Molecule: messenger RNA, 1322 nt
Organism: Juglans regia (Persian walnut)
Lineage: Eukaryota; Viridiplantae; Streptophyta; Magnoliopsida; Fagales; Juglandaceae
Product: GDSL esterase/lipase At5g41890
Exons: 5
Coding region: 1-1128 (375 amino acids)
Molecular function (GO): hydrolase activity, acting on ester bonds
Source: RefSeq, a predicted model, not a curated record